Messenger RNA from Habropoda laboriosa, 783 nucleotides. RefSeq lists its product as uncharacterized. NCBI's taxonomy places the organism in Eukaryota, Metazoa, Arthropoda, Insecta, Hymenoptera, Apidae. Gene Ontology annotation, molecular function: protein binding. The transcript has 5 exons. Gene Ontology annotation, biological process: signal transduction. Bases 1 to 783 code for a protein of 260 amino acids. The record is from RefSeq and is a predicted model, not a curated record.
AUGUACAUAAAUAGACGAGUAUAUAUGGGGAAUCCCCUGACUAGCACUACAAUGAUGGAAGCAGAAUUUAUUUCUAUACGUGCAGAAUUUGUAUCUGCUACCCAAAUUUUUAUGAGUGAAAGUAUAUUAAAUGCACUUAAAGAGCAUUAUGCAGCAUAUAUAGAUUCAAACCGUAAGCUGAGUCAGAUUAAGGAUUUAAAUACAUUAUUGAAAGUAUUGGAAAAACGUGAUAUUCUGAGUUGUGUUAAUAUAGAACCACUUUUAUAUAUUUCAAAUAACUUUCUAAAUGAUCUUCCAAUACAAAAAAAAAUUAACAAUUAUAAGAUUUACCUUGAAACUGUACAAUAUUCUCCAUUCUAUAAUAUGUACCAAGAUGUGGAUGAAGAUAAACAUGAGAAUAAUUCUGUAUUAUUAAAUGCAAGUGGUACAUCACAAAUAAAGAUUCUUAAUGAAUCAUUACCUAAAUACAAAGAUCAUAAAACAAAUUAUUUUGAAGAUGAAAUUGCAUUGCAACAAAUAUUACUGUCAAACAUUAGUGAAAAAAUUGGACGUUCUUGGAGAGACACUGUCAGAUAUUUAGGUUUACCAGAGUAUCAAAUUGAUGCAAUUGAAAAUAAUUAUGCUUUUAAUUUGAAAGAACAAAGUUAUCAAGCUUUAAAAUUAUGUAUGUCCCAAAACAAGUCUGGUAAUUGGAAGAUAAAUUUAAUACAGGCUUUAGAAAAAGCAAGACGAAGGGAUCUCAAAGAACUUGCUGAAAAAUUAAUAAUAGGGUUUAAACAAUAA